ACACCGGGAAUAACACCGGGAACGGCACCGGGACACCAGGAACGGCACCAGGACACCAGGAAUAGCACCAGGACACCGGGAAUAACACCGGGAACGGCACCGGGACACCAGGAAUAGCACCAGGACACCGGGAAUAACACCGGGACCAAGACCAGGACACCGGGAAUAACACCGGGAACGGCACCGGGACACUGGGAAUAACACCAGGAUACCGGGAAUAGCACCAGGAUACCAGGAACGACACCGGGACCAAGAUCGGGACACCGGGAAUAACACUGGGAACAGCACUGGGACACCAGGAAUAACACCGGGAAUAACACCGGGACACUGGGAAUAGCACCAGGACACCGGGAACAACACCAGGACCAAGACUGGGACACCAGGAAUAACACCGGGAACGGCACCGGGACACUGGGAAUAACACCAGGACACCGGGAAUAGCACCGGGAAUAACACCGGGGCACCGGGAAUAGCACCAGGACACCGGGAAUAACCCCAGGACACCGGGAACGGCACCGGGAACAGCACCAGGAAUAACACCGGGAACGGCACUGGGACACCGGGAAUAACACCGGGAACAGCACCAGGAACGGCACCGGGACCAACACUGGGACCAAGAACGGGACCAAGACUGGGAUACCGGGAAUAACACCGGGGUCAAGACCGGGACACUGGGAACAAAACUGGGACUGAGUGACACCAGGACACCGGGACUGACACUGGGAUUGGGACUGGGACACCGGGACUGACACCAGGACCAGUACUGGGACACUGGGAGCAAAACCAGUGCUGAUACUGGGACAGCAGGACCAACACCGGGACAAACCGGGACAACCGGACGGAGACCGGGACUGACACCGGGACAGACACCGCGACACCGGGAUUGAGAGCAACAGGAUGAAGGUGGCCCCGGUGGCCCUGGUGGCCCUGGCCUGGCUGGCCCUAGUGGGUGCUGGGACACCGGCGACAGGACGGGUGGCCCAGCUGGUGGCCGACUUCGGGUUGCGGCUCUUCCGGGAGGCAGUGGGACACCGAGGGGACACCAACGCCAUCUUCGCGCCCCAUGGGGCCACCGCUGUCUUGGUGGCCCUCCAGCUGGCCACCGCCGGGCAUGGCCGUCAUCAGCUGGAGGUGGCCAUGGGCUUCAGCAUCAACGAUCCAGGGGUGGCGGCGGAGCUGCGGGGGCUGGGCCAGGCGCUGAGGGGACCCGGCCACCUCCUGGCGGUGGCCGAGGGCCUUUUCGCACCCUGCACCCUCCCCUGG
Egretta garzetta (little egret) is the source of this 1263-nucleotide messenger RNA. RefSeq names its product plasminogen activator inhibitor 1-like. NCBI's taxonomy places the organism in Eukaryota, Metazoa, Chordata, Aves, Pelecaniformes, Ardeidae. The record is from RefSeq and is a predicted model, not a curated record. The annotation marks the transcript as partial. The transcript has 3 exons.